Molecule: messenger RNA, 2115 nt
Organism: Polyodon spathula (Mississippi paddlefish)
Lineage: Eukaryota; Metazoa; Chordata; Actinopteri; Acipenseriformes; Polyodontidae
Product: NACHT, LRR and PYD domains-containing protein 3-like
Cellular component (GO): cytoplasm
Source: RefSeq, a predicted model, not a curated record
UCUUAUAUGUACUCUGGCUGAUUUCCCAGCGUCAUGGAGACAAUGGCGAGUGCAUGUUUAUUCUUCAACUUCAUGUGUUUUUAUCUUUCAGCCAGUGAUUGUUGUGCAGAUGGAGAUUGUAGAACUCAGGGUAAAGUACAAGGAAUCAGUCAGAUGUGAAUACAAAACAGUGCAAGAGUACAACUCCCUCACUGGUGAAAGUGUGCAGCUGAAUGAGCGGUACACUAAACUCUUGAUCAUACAAAAGCAUUGUAAGCAGAAGGAAAGAGAAGAGGAGUUACGUUCCAGAGGAAACUCUCAUCAGGAGGUCAUGAACAAGAGGGACAGUGACGUUCUCAUGAGCACAAAUGUGGAAAAGCUGUUUGAUCCAGAUCACAAUGGAGUAACACACAAAACUGUGAUAUUACAGGGUCAGGCAGGAAUUGGAAAGUCUUUCACAACACAGAAAAUCAUGUCUGACUGGGCAUCUGGAAAGCUUUAUUCAGACUUUGAGUACAUCUUCCACAUAAAGUGCCAACAGCUUAAUCUUAUCAGCAAGAAUAUAAGCGUCGUUGAUCUCAUUCUUUACAACAGUCAAGACUUGAAGCCAGCAGUCACACAAGUCCUGUCCUGCCCAGAGAAGAUCCUCUUUAUAAUGGAUGGCUUUGAUGAGUUGAAGUUGUCACAGGAUGUUCCACAAUAUUCUCUUUGUCAUAAUCCCCAUGAGCAGAACACACCUCAAGUCACACUGAGUAGUUUGAUGAGAAAAGCUAUCUUGCCCAAGGCAUUUUUGCUGAUCACUACAAGGCCAACUACUCUGGACAAACUGACAAAGGUUUUGAAACAGCCACGCUACACAGAGAUCUUGGGGUUUUCAGAAGAGGGGGUGAAGGAAUACUUUAAGAAUCUCUUUCAGAAUGAGCAGCAAGCAGUGUGUGCCUUUAACAAUGUCAAGAAAAAUGAAAUUGUUUUUACGGCAUGCUUCAUUCCAGGUGUAUGCUGGAUUGUUUGCACAAUGUUAAGAUUAAAAAUGGACGAAAACACAGACAUAAAAUAAGCUUUGAACACAACCACCACAAUAUUUGUGUACUUUGUGUACACAUUACUGGAGCAUCACUGCAAGAGUGGGAGUCUGCCAGUACAGGAUAUAUUGCAACGCCUUGGUGUUUUAGCAGAAAGUGGAAUUUGGGACCAGCAAGUCUUGCUUGAGGAAAAACAAAUCAAAAACACAUUUUCAGACCCCUCCCAGACUCCAUCUUCCUUUUUAAAUAAAAUCAUACUUAAGAAGGGUAUUUCCAACAAGACUGCGUACAGCUUCAUGCACCUCAGCUUUCAGGAAUUUUUCGCAGCAUUCUCAUACAUUCUGUGUGACGAAGAGGAGUCCAAGAAGAAGGUGACAGAGCUGCUGAGAGAGAGUGAGGACAAAGGCCAUCUUCUGUCAACUGUCCAGUUUCUCUUUGGGCUUUCAAAUCAAGAAACACAGGACUUCAUAAACAAAAAGUAUAACCGCUCCAUUUCACCAGUUCAAUCUCAGCUGGAAGGGUGGAUUAAAGAAAGAUUAAAGAAAGUCACAGAACAAACCUGGGGAGCUGAUUUAAUGGCUAUGCUGCAGUGUUUGUAUGAAAUACAUGAUGGAGACUUUGUAAGAGGUGCACUGGAGAGCCUUACAAACAUAUUUCUAUCGUAUUAUCCAUUAAAAAGAACUGAUUGUGCAGUGUUGUCGUACUGCCUUCAAGCCUGGGGAGACAUUGAGAGACUUGAUCUACAGACAUGCUUAUUAAAACCAGAAUGUCUGGAAGUACUGACACCAGGGCUGCACAAGUGUAAGGAUCUGAAGCUUAACUUCAACAGUCUGGGAGAUGAAGGAAUAAAAAUAUUCACUGAAGCUCUGAAGUCAUCUGUCUGUAAAAUAGAGAACCUUGGGCUGAGGAAGACUGGCCUAACAGACGCCUGUGUUGAGGAUCUGUGCUCCGCUCACAGCCUACAGCAGUCACUGACACACCUUGAUUUGAGUUCCAAUGAAUUAACAGAAGCAUCAGUACAUGGCUUGAGACGUUUUAUUCAAAAUUGCAACAACCUGCAACAAUUAGAGUGAGAAUUUAUUUUCAUAUCCUUCUCUCUAGCACUGUGUCAUAU